Molecule: messenger RNA, 933 nt
Organism: Hibiscus syriacus
Lineage: Eukaryota; Viridiplantae; Streptophyta; Magnoliopsida; Malvales; Malvaceae
Product: protein MIZU-KUSSEI 1-like
Exons: 1
Coding region: 58-876 (272 amino acids)
Biological process (GO): hydrotropism
Source: RefSeq, a predicted model, not a curated record
UGAAUCAAACCAAACCUCCUUUCUUCAUCUCCAUCAAAAUCUUCCCUCUGUUCUACCAUGAGACACCAUCGGGAACUGGCUACCACCACCACCUACAACAAUUCCAACUGCAAAUCUUCAAGAAACAAGAUCAACCCAUCAAAGUUUCCCAGAUCAACUUCCUUCACGAUCCCUGAAAACGGAGAAAUCUCAGACAAACUCCUUGUUCCUAGGUCUGCCUCUUCUUCUCCUUCCGUUCACCGUCUCCGUCAUGUUAACUCCUUCGGCUUCUCUUCACUCCUUCGGUCCCUUCUCAAGAUCAUAGCUUUUCCCACUUUAAUCCCAGCUCCUUGCAAGUUUUUGAGUCUCCCAACACACCUCACUAUAACCUCUUCCCUUGGCCGUAAAGUUACCGGAACUCUCUUCGGCCACCGUCGAGGUCACGUCAGCUUUGCCGUCCAGGAUGAUCCUCGAUCCGAACCGGUUUUGCUCCUCGAACUGGCCAUGUCAACGGCUAGUUUGGUCAAGGAAAUGUCAUCCGGCUUGGUCCGGAUUGCACUCGAGAGUGAGAAGGCUGCCGGUCGAACAGGGAAGUUGUUCCAUGAGCCUAUGUGGACUAUGUAUUGUAACGGCAGGAAGAGCGGGUACGCGGCGACACGUUCGUGCACGGAAUCUGACUGGCACGUGCUGAGCACCGUGCAAAGCGUGUCGGCGGGAGCCGGAGUGAUUCCGGUGGUCGACGAUGGAGGGAAAGGUGGUGGAAGCGAAGGUGAGUUGUUGUAUAUGAGAGCCAAGUUUGAACGAGUGGUGGGGAGUCGUGACUCGGAAGCGUUUUACAUGUUGAACCCGGAUAACAAUGGAGGCCCUGAGCUCAGCAUUUUCCUUCUCAGAAUAUGAAAAAAGGCAUUAUUUGUUCAACAACAAAAUAAAUGUGUUGCAAAAAUUAGCAGUUGU